Messenger RNA from Trichophyton rubrum CBS 118892, 708 nucleotides. RefSeq lists its product as uncharacterized. Bases 1 to 708 code for a protein of 235 amino acids. Gene Ontology annotation, biological process: double-strand break repair via homologous recombination; DNA damage tolerance. The transcript has 2 exons. Gene Ontology annotation, cellular component: nucleus; Smc5-Smc6 complex. NCBI's taxonomy places the organism in Eukaryota, Fungi, Ascomycota, Eurotiomycetes, Onygenales, Arthrodermataceae. The record is from RefSeq and is a predicted model, not a curated record. Gene Ontology annotation, molecular function: ubiquitin-protein transferase activity.
AUGGCGGACGACGGGUACAAUCACAGCCACCGCGCGUUUCUGCAGGCCUUCAUGUCGCGGUCGACGAUGACGCUGGAGGAGGCCAAACCAGUUCUUGCUGCUAUAUUUACUGUGAGCGAAGGGAGGGAGAUCUCGCCGGGAGACAUCACCCAAACGGACCUGAAUACCUAUAUAGCAGCCAUCAACACAGCCAUAUCGGCCUUUGACCUUGAGAUACGCAGCACUGCUCACCAGACACAGCAAUCGCGCGUGUACGCCCUCAUAAACACCACCAGCGACCCGAUGAUGCAGCUUGCCACGACCUACAGCGCAGAUGAGAUCGCCUAUGUCAAGCGUCUGCUCGAUGCCAUGUUUGAGUCCAACAACACCUCUCGCUGCGAAGCCAUGGUCGUCUCGUCCAUUGAGGCCGUUAGACUUGCCCGUACGGGAGCCAAUUUGAACCGGAGACAAUCGGAGGGAGUUCCCCAGAGCGGCACCGCGCAGCCAUUGAGCAUGAGAGAGGCCGAAGGCAUGCUGAGCCGUUUGGUAGCGGAAGGCUGGCUGGAGAUGAGUCGGGGGUACUACAGUCUCUCACCCAGAGCAUUAAUGGAGCUUCGAGGAUGGCUGGUUGAGACUUAUAAUGAAGAGGAAGAUGAGAAUGGGGAUACUCACCGAAACAACAGGAUUAAGACGUGUUUUGCCUGCAAAGAAAUUAUAACAGUGGUAUGA